This is a messenger RNA of Jatropha curcas, 1931 nucleotides long. Its product is annotated as Transducin/WD40 repeat-like superfamily protein. Gene Ontology annotation, molecular function: protein binding. The record is from RefSeq and is a predicted model, not a curated record. NCBI's taxonomy places the organism in Eukaryota, Viridiplantae, Streptophyta, Magnoliopsida, Malpighiales, Euphorbiaceae.
CGAAAACAUAUGUAUUAUACUAUAAAAUAAUAAUUUAUAAUACAAUACACCAAGAACAUUAACCUUUUUGCUUCUACUGAUUAAAUUUUCACCGGUUGAUACGUAUAGAAUUCUCCCCGACCCCCGCCAUUUCCAAUUCCCAGAGGCAGAGGCUUCGACGCAUCCUCACGCAUUACGCCAUCACUCUCGUUAUCUACAAUUCCGACACCCUAAACUCUCAUUUCUCUCUAGUUGCGAAAAUGGAUCCGGUUCUUCCGAUUGCUGUUCUUUCGGUCCUUCUCGGAGCUCUGAUCGCUUUCCUCUUCUUCAAAAGCUACUCACACAAGAGGGAAUCCGAAAUCAAAUCCAUCACCAAGCCGGAGCUUGAUUCGGCUCCUAAAAAGCCUACAAAGCCUGCUCAGCCUGUAACUAAGAAAUCUCACCCCAAGCCUCACUCUCAUCACUCUCAUGCUUCUGAUAAGGAUCAAAUUAAGAGGCAUCAUCCAUUGGAUUUGAACACUCUGAAAGGUCAUGGAGAUUCAGUUAAUGGGCUUUGUUUUUCUAAUGAUGGAAGGAGUUUGGCAACAGCUUGUGGUGAUGGAGUGGUCAGGGUAUUUAAGUUGGAUGAUGCUUCAAGUAAAAGUUUCAAGUUUCUGAGAAUUAGUGUACCUGCUGGAGGUCACCCAGUGGCAGUGGCCUUUGCUGAUGAUGCAUCUUCUGUAGUAGUGGCUUCUCAAACUCUAUCUGGUGCAUCUUUAUAUAUGUUUGGAGAAGAAAAGGUCAAACCUAAUGAAUCUAAGCAGCAAUCCAAGCUUCCCCUUCCAGAAGUCAAAUGGGAGCAUCACAAAAUUCAUGAUAAAAAUGCUGUUCUGACCUUAGUUGGAACUGCUGCAACUUAUGGAACCGCUGAUGGAAGUGCAAUUGUUGCCUCUUGUUCAGAGGCUACUGAUAUCAAACUUUGGUAUGGAAGAACCGGGAAGAUUUUGGGGAAUGUUGAUACAAAUCAAUUGAAAAACACCAUGGCUACUGUAUCACCAAAUGGGCGUUUUAUUGCUGCUGCGGCAUUCACUGCAGAUGUGAAGGUCUGGGAGAUUGUGUAUUCAAAGGAUGGAUCUGUCAAGGAGGUUCCAAAAGUUAUGCAGCUUAAAGGACACAAGAGUGCAGUGACAUGGCUAUGCUUCACUCCAAACUCAGAGCAAAUUAUAACAGCCUCCAAAGAUGGUUCGAUAAGGACUUGGAACAUCAAUGUCCGAUAUCAUCUCGAUGAGGAUCCGAAGACUCUUAAGGUGUUUCCAAUUCCACUUCAUGAUUCAAACGGAGCAACUUUGCAUUAUGAUCGACUCAGUUUAUCCCCCAAUGGGAAGAUACUGGCAGCAACCCACGGCUCAACAUUGCAGUGGUUAUGCGUGGAAACCGGAAAUGUUCUAGACACAGCUGAAAAAGCCCAUGACGGUGAAAUCACAUGGAUGGCAUGGGCGCCUAAGGCCAUUCCAACAGGUAAUGGACAGGGCUUGGUAUUGGCAACGGCUAGUGUUGACAAGAAAGUGAAAUUAUGGGCAGCACCGUCUCUCCAUUCGGCUUAACAGAAAUGUUUUGAUGAACUAAUUUCAAGCACACGGGAGGAGCUUCUGAUUCGAGUUGUUGGUGAUCAGCGAUAGCUUCAUGAGUUUUGAGCCUCAUAAUUCCUCUUAGAUUAAAGAAAGUUACAAUAGAGAAAAAAUGGCACGAUGUAGGAUUCAGGGCACAAUUUUGAGUUUGAAAUUAAUAAGCAAAACAUAUGUCUGACUAGAAAUUUUUGUUGUUGAAAAAAUUCAGAAAAAGGUAAUGUUUGUCUUCUGAUGUACGAUUUACAUGGUUAUGGUUAAGGUGAUUGUACCGUAGCUCUGUUUUCCAUUUCAUAGUAUUGUUCAAAAUAGAAAGAAUAUUGAUACUAUCGUUGGAAAUAGAAAGAA